GUACUUUUGGAACGCUCCUAUGCGAACUUCAUCGGAUGAUCCUCCAAUCUCGAGCUGCAAUUAGAGCAUGUUCUCUCUCAAUCCUCGGCGGUUUGCACCCCUUCGUACCUUGGCGCAGUGCCUUGCGAUCGUAUUUCCCUCAAAUGUUUUCUAAGGGCCUCCUUGCAUUGAUUGCCCCGGGCUUCACCCGACCCGACGCGGAAUGGCCCCCCUUAUCACAACGCUGGAGCAACCUAUAUCAUGGAGGAUCUCCAUCGCAUUCUCACCCGAUAACCGCUAUUUAGCCACCUCCGAUAACAAAUUGGUGCGGAUAUGGGAUAUGGCGACUGGGAUGACUUCCCGUCUUCUCGAUGGUCAUACCUCGCUAGUGACGUCUGUUGUGUUUUCUUUCGACGGCAGCUAUAUUGCCUCCGCAUCGAUCGACAAGUCAGUUCGGAUUUGGAAUAUGGUAACGGGAAUAGCUGCCCUCACCCUCAACGGUCAUACCGAUACAGUGACAUCUGUUGCAUUCUCACCCGAUGGCCGGUGGCUAGCAUCCGCCUCACGGGACAAAUCAAUACGGAUAUGGGAUGUAUCUUCCGGCGGUCAAUAUCUUGGUUCCGCUUCUUUCGAUGGUUCCGUGCGGAUAUGGGAAUUGUCUACGAUGGCCUCUGUAGUCCUCAAUGGUCAUUCAGAUAAGGUGCUGUGUAUUGCAUUCUCUAACGAUGGCCAGUUUAUCGCCUCUGGGUCAGUCGACAAGUCAAUACGGAUAUGGGAGGUGGCAACAGCGACGAUACUCCACAUACUCACUGGACAUAUUUCCAGAGUAGAAUGUAUCGCAUUCUCCCCCGAUGACCUUUACCUGGCUUCGGUUUCGCGAGACAUUGGGUUACAUCCGUCGCUUUUUCGUCUGAUGGCCGCUACAUGGCCGCUGCGUCGUCAUUUCCAUCAAGCCUACGUGAAAUCUAUCGCAUUUUCACCCAUCGACCAUUACAUAGCCUCUGCUUCCUAUGACAAGUCGGUGCGAGUCUGGGACACUGCCAAGGAGAUGACUCCCACGAUUUUCAAUGGCCAUAGGAAAGCGGUGACAUGCGUAGCAUUCUCUCCCAAUGGCUGUUAUUUAGCCUCUGCGUCGAAUGACAUGUCGGUGCGAGUUUGGAAUGUGGCUCAGGCUGGUGAACUACCUUCGAGCCCACUUGUUCUCAGUGGCCACACAGACUCCGUGAAAUCUGUCGCCUUUGCACCCAAUGGCCAUUACCUAGCUUCUGCCUCAGCCGACAAAUCAUUGCGGAUAUGGGAUGUCGCCACAGGGAAGACUCAAUAUCUGGCAUCCGCAUCAGAGGACAACUCAGUGCGGAUCUGGGACGUUGUUUCUGGAACAGUCUCGCCUCCCCUCGAGGACCACGAGGCAUGUGUGAAUUGUGUGACGUUUUCGCCGGACGGGAAUUACCUUGCCUCUGCUUCGGAUGAUAAAUCUGUGCGGGUUUGGGACACGAAUACAGGGACGGUUUUGUUCAUUCUCAGCGCUCUUACUGAAUGCAUGAAAUCGGUUACAUUCUCUCCUGAUAGCCGAUACUUACUGUCUACCGCCUCCCAUCACCACUCAGCACAGUGCAUUUGGGAUCUGCUCGCGCAAAAGCGUGUUAUAAGCAAUUUCCACUUGAACGUUUCGAAACCGAUGUCGAAUGUUAAGCAAACUCCGCCAAUGCUUAUCACCUCCCCUUCCCCUCGGCCUCCCUGGGUCAUAUUGGAGGGUAAUAGUCUGUGUGUAAAGGUUGGGACGUAAAGAUUCAUUUUUGUUGGCUCCCAGAUCAUUUCAGGAGUAGAACCCCAGUCGUUCAAAAUGGGAGCACUGUGUGUGUGGGAGGUGCUGGGGGCGAGGUAGUCUUCGCGGACUUCUCCGAUUUCAAUUUCCCCGAGGUAUAGCCCAAGCCUUUCGCCCACCUCAGCGUCUCCUUACUGCAUCUUCAAUGGAACAUGAGACGCUGUCAGUGCCGCAGGUCCUUCGUUUGAACGCAUACGUAUCCCAAAUAUCUAUCAAAAAUUCUACCCCUGUAUUGAUAUUACAUAAUUGAUGAACUUG
This is a messenger RNA of Cantharellus anzutake, 2062 nucleotides long. RefSeq names its product WD40-repeat-containing domain protein. Gene Ontology annotation, molecular function: protein binding. The record is from RefSeq and is a predicted model, not a curated record. The transcript has 5 exons. NCBI's taxonomy places the organism in Eukaryota, Fungi, Basidiomycota, Agaricomycetes, Cantharellales, Hydnaceae. The coding region runs from base 203 to 1765 and encodes 520 amino acids.